This is a messenger RNA of Hydra vulgaris (swiftwater hydra), 1777 nucleotides long. RefSeq lists its product as uncharacterized. NCBI's taxonomy places the organism in Eukaryota, Metazoa, Cnidaria, Hydrozoa, Anthoathecata, Hydridae. The record is from RefSeq and is a predicted model, not a curated record.
UUAUAUCAAAAUACGUAGUCAAUAUACACAGAGUUUUACAAUGGCAUCUAUAUUACAUCCUCUAACUUGUGGGUUUGCGAAAAUAGCCGCCUAUAAUGCUUUCAUGAUAAAGAUAGACAGGGAAUCCGACGAAGGUACACAAAUAUAUACUUCAAGAAAGUAUAAGUAUCAGUAUAAUCAGUUUCAAAACCAGUUUCAAAUUGGAGAUAAUAAUAACUUUGUACUGUCAUAUAGUUUAUUUGUUUCAAAAUACAAGCAAAUCAUAAAAAACAUUCGCCUUUUGGGAAAAACUUAUCCAUCAAUAAAAACAGGGGUCAUGCAAGAAUUUUCGUUGGAAAGAUGGCGUUGUUUAACUGUAAAACAAAAAACAGAUCAUAGAAUAAAAGAUUAUCUUGGAUGUCAAAAUGAUAUUAAGUUUAAGUAUUAUUUAUCUCAACUCCCGAAUCGCUGCAAAUCAUAUCAAUCUAUUGCAGCCAAAAAAGGUCUUCUAAAACAUAAAGAGCUUAUGUUAAAUGACAUUACAAACACAAUUAUAACACAGUUGGAUAAAGACUAUCAGAACACAUUUCAAACUACAUUUACAAAAACUCAUUCAAAAAUACUAAAAAUAAAAAACAAGUCCACAGAAGAAAUGUACAAGCAAAGAAAGCAUAUAAUUAAAAACACUGUGCUAGAUAUUGAAAAUCAAUGGAAAGAAACAUCAGUUAUAAGAACAUAUGGCAAAAACAUUUCACUUAGGACAAGAAAUAACCAUCGUCUUAUUACAAGUAUGGAAACAUUUAAACAAGCAGAGCAGCGAUCUUGUGAAUUUAAAGAAAAAGUAGAUACAGGUGUAAAAAAACCUAAAAAACAUAUUGGAUCAUCACAUGCGUAUAAAGACCAACUGAAUUCAUGUCUUGAGGAGGUAAAGGUUUAUAAAGCUGGGGAAAAAAUUAACUACUCUGAUCUUGCAAGAAAAUAUAAUAUCAUUGAUAAUGAAAGUAAAAUGCCAAAAAAUGGUGGGCAGAUUGUUAAAGAAUUUCUAAAGGAGAAAGAUGUCAAUCUAACAAGUUUAUCUGAGCUGAAAAGAAGAAGUGAAGAAAAAAGUCCGGUUAUAAUUCUAAGAAAAAAAAGAAGGCUAACAGAUUUGAAUGUUUCCUUUCCCCAAGAAGAAACAAAUGCUCAGGUUGCAGCAAAACUGAAUUUGCUUGUAUCAGAAAAUAAAUAUUCAUUAGGAGAGCUUAUUGCUCCACAAACUUUCUCCAAACUUUUUGUAAGAAACAAUGAAAUAGAAAAUGAAACUUUUUCUAUAGAUGGCAGAGAACAUCCACUAAAAGUAAUUAGAGAUAGCAUAACAAAAAAUCAUUGGAUUUAUAUGAGGGUUAAAACUGAUGAAGAGUAUGAAAAAAUGUCGCGUAAAUCAAUUAUUAACUAUCUAAAAAGGAUUAAUGAAAUGCAAGAAGUUGACCAAGACGAAAAAACCAAUAACUUAAAAAUUAGAUUAAAAAAAUUUGAACGAAAAAGACAUUUUAUGUUGUGGCAUGAUACUUCAACUAUAAGCAACCAUAGUCACGUCUUAAUGACAAUUUCAACUUUAUUUGAUCCUGAAAUUCAUUAUACAUCUGAAGAAUAUCAACAAAAGUAUAACAAAACCAUAAACAUUCAAGCGGUUGUUGAAGCUCCUAUAUGGUAUAUCUUUGGGAGAUGUUCAGCUACUGAUGAAAUGCUUGUUUAUUCAGAACAAAGAUUGAAUGAUAUUAUUCAGAUGAAAGACCCUAUUAAGAAUAGUGAAAUUUAA